Messenger RNA from Passer domesticus (house sparrow), 1185 nucleotides. RefSeq names its product tetraspanin 13 (gene TSPAN13). The transcript has 6 exons. Gene Ontology annotation, cellular component: plasma membrane. NCBI's taxonomy places the organism in Eukaryota, Metazoa, Chordata, Aves, Passeriformes, Passeridae. The coding region runs from base 190 to 801 and encodes 203 amino acids. The record is from RefSeq and is a predicted model, not a curated record.
GCGAGCCGCCGGAUAGCGGGUGACGGCGCUGACGUCACACCCCUCAUUUGCAUACAUUUACCUUUGCGCCCCGCGGCGGCCAAUCAGCGGGCGCCGCUCACCUGCUGCGGCCGCACCCGCAGGCGGCCGGGGGCGGGGCCGCGGCCUCCUGGCGGAGCGGCUGCCGCGCGGGGCGGCGGCGGAGCAGCGAUGGCGUGCGGGGGCUUCGCCUGCUCCAAGAACUGCCUGUGCGCCCUCAACCUGCUCUACACGCUGGUGAGCCUGCUGCUGAUUGGAAUUGCAGCAUGGGGAAUUGGCUUUGGCCUCAUCUCUAGCUUCAGAGUUGUUGGAGUGGUAAUCGCAGUAGGAGUCUUCCUCUUCUUUAUUGCCUUAGUUGGAUUGAUCGGUGCAGUGAAACAUCAUCAAGUACUGCUGUUCUUUUACAUGAUUAUUCUUCUGCUAGUCUUUAUUGUCCAGUUUUCUGUCUCCUGUGCCUGUUUGGCACUAAAUGAGGAACAGCAGAGUGAACUUCUAGAGGUGGGAUGGAGUAACACCAACAGCGCAAGAACAGAUAUUGAGAGAAAUCUGAAUUGUUGUGGAUUCAGAGUUUUUUAUCCGAAUGAAACCUGUGCCGCUGAUUGUCUUCGAACCCUGCACUGUAGACCAUGUGCACCAAUAAUGGAAGAAUAUUCUGGAAUGGUGCUGAGAUUUGUCGGAGGGAUAGGACUCUUCUUCAGUUUCACAGAGAUUCUGGGAGUCUGGCUGACUUACAGAUACAGGAACCAAAAGGAUCCCCGUGCAAACCCUAGUGCAUUUAUUUGAUGAGUUUAUAAAGGACUAAGUCUUCUCUCUGCACCCUCUACUUAAAAAUACUGAUUCUUCAUAGUUUGGUAUUGCUCCAUAAUAAGUAUUCUACAUGUACUCAAAAUAAAACACAAGUCCUGUAAGAAAUGUGUAGUUUUCAUAUUUAAUUUCUACUGUUUUUCUUCUAAGAAUCUAUAUCUUAAAGUAGAUGGGUGCAUUCAGUAGCUGGGCAGAGUAGAACUGCUGGUUAAGACUUUGUUAAUUGUUAUGGUAAACUCUAUACAAUGAGUUUUAUAGCACUACUGGGUUAUCUGCUGUAAAAAAAACUCCUAGAGGUAUUUUCUGCUGUAUUCAUUGAUUACAAAAAUUCACAUGAAUUCUCAUUAAAGUGAUAAAAAUUUA